Messenger RNA from Lytechinus pictus (painted urchin), 2874 nucleotides. Its product is annotated as E3 ubiquitin-protein ligase TRIM45-like. NCBI's taxonomy places the organism in Eukaryota, Metazoa, Echinodermata, Echinoidea, Temnopleuroida, Toxopneustidae. Gene Ontology annotation, biological process: protein monoubiquitination. The coding region runs from base 373 to 1539 and encodes 388 amino acids. The record is from RefSeq and is a predicted model, not a curated record. Gene Ontology annotation, molecular function: zinc ion binding; ubiquitin protein ligase activity. The transcript has 2 exons.
GGAACUCAGGGGUAAUGAAUCGUUCAAGCUGUGUCAAGUAUUAAAAUACAACAGACUAUAGUGUCAUAGGGUGUAGGGAACUGCUUUCAGGGUACUGAAUUUCCCGUUGUCCACCAAGGAUACCUAAAGAAGAACGGAAUCUCCAAAGUCUUUGCAAAAAUCAAGUGGCAUAGCGCAAUCGGAUGGCUACAGCAAGGCAAUUCUCAGACCAUCUAAAAUGCCCAAUCUGCCGUGAUCUACUUUGCAAUCCUAAACUUCUGCGAUGUUCACAUUCUUUUUGCUUAAGUUGUUUGACCAAAUAUCACUCUUCUCAGCAAGCUGUUUCCAGAUUAACUUGUCCAGUGUGUCGCCAAGUUGCAACGGUUCCGCGAAAUGAUGUGCGUAACUUUCAAACAAAUUAUAUUAUCAAGUCCCUUGUCGAAGAUUACAAAGGGAGAUCAGAUGCUAAAGGCCGAACGUAUCAAAGGGAGUGGAGGAACCACCAUUCAAACUUGCACGGUUUGUGAUGGUGAUGAUGAAGACAUUGCAACCUAUUACUGCCAGAACUGUUCGGAGUACCUUUGCGAAGACUGUCUCCAACACCACAAUAGAUACAAGCGGAAUGCAUACCAUGAGACUGUGAAAGUAAUAGAUCUUGAGAUGGGAAUUGUCAAAAAGAAAUUCAAAUGCCCUAAACAUCACGAGGAGCUGCAGCAGUAUGUGUGUACUACAUGUCUGGUUCGGAUCUGUGGCAGAUGUCAAGAGGUCAAACACAAGGAAGAUGGACAUGAAGUCAUCCUUAUGACAAAGUAUGAAGAAAGACAACAAAAUACAAUAGAAUGCCUUUUAAUGAAAACAGACCAAACCUCCGCGGAUAUUGAAAAUCGUUUAUCUUCUGUGAAUGAGAAGCUUGGAACCGUUGAAAAUAUUGUGGCUCAACUACGACAAGAAAUUGGAAACGCUUACGACAUUGCAGACAAAAAUUUGCAAAGGAAGAGAAAUGUUUUAUUAGAAGAAUGCGAUAGGCAUUACGACACAUUCCGUUUGCAGUUUGAAGAUAUAAGUAAGUGCUAUCGUAACUUCCUACAAACUUUACCUGCUCUGAAGGCCACGCUCGAAAACGACAUGAAAGAUGGGGUAAGGAAUAUACACAACCCAGACUAUUUACUCAAAGAGCAUACAGCACGAGUCAAUGAGCUUGAAAGAAGUCUCAAAGCUGAAGCCAUCUCCCCGCUUCUUGCUCAGACAUCAAACGUAGUACUCCGAGCAGAAUCGAUUGUUUUUCGUCCGGCUGAUCGUACCAUUGAUCUUGGUACUGUUCUGUCUGUUCAGGCCAUGGAUCAUCAGCUUAAUACGGAAUUGGAGGAUUCUAUUUCUGGAGCGACCUGCAUGGCUUCAGCAAUUGAGGAUGAUCCCGAAAAGAAAGACGUGGAAGAUCUUCAUUCAACCCGUUCAGGACGGUCUGUGCGAUCUUUCUUUACAAAUCUGAGGCGUCAGGCUCGAAUACGGAUCAGUACUCGAGAUCGACCUCGACUCCCGAAUUCUCAGUUUUAUUUGUAGGCGGAUCUAAGGAGGGGGGGGGGGGAGCUGCGGUCCCCUUAUUUGCGGUGCAAGGGGGGAUAAACCUAAAAAUAAAAACAGAAGGGAAAGAAGAAGAAAACAGGAGGAAGACAAAUUAAUAAAAUUAGAUGAGGGGAAGAUUUGGAAAAUUAAAACGAGAAUCUUUCAUGUAACUAUGUAAAAUUUCCGCUCGCGCUUCGCUCUCGCAUCGCCUGUUCGAUUAUUCGAUUCGAUUAUUAAAUAGUGCGCUGUAGGUGUCUCGUUUUAUGGUCUUAAUAUCUACAUUUUUCAUUAUUUGAUUUGUGAAGUAUCUAUUAUCUUUGUGUAUUCCAUUAAAUUCUCAUAAUAUCCCUUGUUAGGUCCGAUUGUCAAAACAUAUCUGCUAGCGCUGCGUGCUCGCAUUUUGAUUAGUGAAAUAUGUCUUCUAUAUGAAUUCUGACAAACUAUUUAAAAUCCCCUGUUCAUAAUGGUUUAUAAAAAAAAAAUUAGCUCACGCCUUGCGCUCGCAUGAAUGUUUAAAUGUAUUAACCCAUGCAUAGGCAGCAGAAGCGGGGCGGGGGGGGGGGGUGGUGGGCGGAUGGGGGACAUGUCCCCCUUCUAAAUUUCAGGUGGGGGGAGACUCCUUCUCCUAAAGAGAAAGAGGGAAGGAAAAAAAACAAUGAAGAAAGAGAGGAAGUAAGGAAGAAAGAAAGAAGAAACAAAAGAAAAAAGAAAGGAAAAGAAAAAUGUAUCAAUUAUACUGAGCAGCUGAAACUAGAAAUGUUGAAACCUACAGUACAUCAAUUAGAAUAGCAAAAAUGACAGUUUUUACUAUGGAAAACACACAUUUUGAACUCGCUCCCAAUCGAUUUCGUUCAAAAAAUUAAAAGCAAAAACUAAUAAUUAGAACCCAAUUUCAAUAAACAUCUUGGCGUUGACUCUACAUCCAUGCUGUCCAGGGUCAUGUUCAUUUCGGGAAUUUGUUUAGUACCUUUUAAAAAGAAAUAUAACGAGUAGUAGUAAAAAGACUGGAAACACAAUAACUAUGAAAUUAAUUAAAAGUGUGAUUAAAUUUUGCACUUCAUGUUUAUAUAUAUAGUCAGUAAUCAAUAGGCUUUCCAACAUUUUUUUUUAUAGCUAAUAAAAAAACUCAACUAUUAUCGGUUGUUGCCUGCUCUUAUACCUUCAAAUAAUAAAUAUUCUGAGAUUAACUUGACAAAUUUAGGAUGUUGAUUUCAUAUAAACAAGUUUCUUUCUUUCUUUUUUACAAAAUGCUCUCUGGAAAUUUCAGAAUUCUGAAGCUGCCAGGGGUUUCGCUCCCUGGACCCCACCCGAUGCAGGCUUCCGCUACGCGAC